Molecule: messenger RNA, 3261 nt
Organism: Lachancea nothofagi CBS 11611
Lineage: Eukaryota; Fungi; Ascomycota; Saccharomycetes; Saccharomycetales; Saccharomycetaceae
Source: the annotation of a GenBank genome assembly
AUGGAGCUCGUCUUAAAUUCUUUAAAUGAAAAACAGCGAGAAUCGGCGAUUUUCGACUAUACAAAAGCACUGCAGAUCGUGGCAGGGCCGGGGACCGGUAAAACCAAAGUUCUGACAACGAGAGUAGCUUAUUUGUUGCUGGAAAAGGGUAUCAACCCUAGUGAUGUGGUCAUAACAACGUUCACGAAAAAGGCAACGCUCGAGAUGAUUGAGCGGAUUUCGUUUCUGCUCGAAGGCACAGGCAUCAACCCGAAGAGUUUAUGGAUCGGGACAUUCCAUUCGAUAUGUGCGCGUGUACUGAGACAGCAUGGCUGGAGAAUAGGACUUCCGAAAGACUGGAGAACGUUUUCAGACAGCGAUACAGAUCCGAUCAUCUCCACAUUGGUAGAAAAGAUUCCUGACCAAAUACGGGACUUUGCGCACAGUUACACACGGAAAGUCAAUCUUUUGAGGCCCAAUUCUAAGCGAGACUGGGCUGUCCACCCAGCAGCUGUCAAGAAAAUGAUAUCUUGGCUCAAGUCCGAGGGUGUGACGGCUGAUGAGUAUCGUGCUCGAAACGAUCACGAUCCGGCGCUUUUGCAUUUCUACGAUCAAUACCAAGCCGAACUUAAAUCACAACACGCGCUUGAUUUUGAUGAUCUACUUCUCAGUGCUUUCAAGCUACUCUCAAAACAAAGAUGUCUGCCCAACAUCAAGCAUGUGCUAGUUGACGAAUUUCAAGAUACGAACAGUAUACAGCUGAACCUAAUGUACCUUUUCGCUAGAGGAAACAGUUCGCAGUCACAGGGCAUAACUGCCGUGGGCGACCCGGACCAAAGCAUUUACGCAUUCCGUAAUGCAUUGGCUGGGAAUUUUACAGACAUGAUCACGCAUUGUCCUAUACCUUGCUCACGAAUAGUGCUGGUUGAGAACUACCGUUCGUCUCAAAAAAUUCUUACAACCAGUGAAAUGUUGAUAAAGCAACAACAAACAGGCCGCGAAGAUAGACUUCCCUUACGUGCUCAAUUCGACAGUGACUUUCCACCAGUUUAUAUCGAGUUUCCAGCGAAGUUUUUGGAGUCGCGCGCCCUAGCCAAGGAAUUAAUUUAUCUUCGAUCUCUACCCAACCUUUGGAACUAUAAUGAUUUUGCCCUCCUGGUACGACACCGUCGGCAAAUAAGACCUUUGGAGACAUCCCUUAUAGAACACCGGAUUCCAUACAAGAUAGUCAAUGGCCGCGCAUUUUGGGAGCUCAAAGAAAUCAACGGCAUGAUGGACUUGUUAAAGUGCGUUUAUUCCAACUUCGAAAAGAAUGCCAUUCUAAGAGCGUUGCAAUACCCUGCUCGGGGUAUGGGAUCCGCUACAGCUAAGAAACUCGAAAUCAUGUUCGUUGAUUACAGAUCUCCUUUUGAAGCUUUAAGCGAUAUCAUGAAUGGUCCGCAGAAAAACACACUUCCUCCAAAAGCGGUCACAGUGAUAAAUAACUUCAUUUCUCUGAUCGAAAAGUGCAGAGAUCUUCUUACUGAUGCAACCGGUGUAGAAAUAAUUAGUAGCAUCUUCGAUCAGCUCUACGAAGAGUCGGGACUACGUUACGAAUAUCAAUACGUCGAUGGCAAAAAGAAAGCUGAAGUCAAUCCUAAAGGCGAACCUGACUUGAUGAAUAAAAGGCAUCUCAACAUUUUGAUUUUGAGAGAGCAUGUCGCUAAUUUUAAGCCUAUGGAGGAAGACUUGGCUCAGCGCGACGGACCCGUAGAUGAAAACCCCGAAUCUGACAAGUAUGUCAACAUACAUGACUUACUUCGAGAAUUCAUUGACUCUGUCAACUUGUAUUCGACAGAAACCGAGGUUGAUGAAUCUCAAAUGUCAAAGAAGCAGAUUCAGCAAAAGAAGAAGCGAGAAGAAGAAGGGUUUGUGACGAUCUCCACUAUUCAUGGCGCUAAAGGGCUCGAGUGGCCCGUUGUAAUGAUCCCUGGUUGCGUUGAAGGGGUGAUUCCUUGCGUCUUUAGCAACAAAGAAGAUACCGACGAUAGUGAAAACGAGACAGAUUCUGGAACUAGUAAAACAACCGCGGCAAACAACAGCCCAAGGAAAAUGCGACAAAAAAACAGUGAAGGGUCACUUGAUGAAGAACGCAGGAUGUUUUUUGUUGCGCAAACGAGAGCUAAACAUUUACUCUACCUAACAUCGACACUCAGCAACGAUUCAGAGUCUAGAUAUGAAUCGUCUACACCCAGCAGAUUUCUUACGGCUGACCUAGUAAGCACAAUGUGUCAAGAACAGAAACUUUUUGGAGACGUAAAAUCUAUCGAAAAGCUGUAUCGAGCUGUAGGUAAGUCACUGCCGUCCGGGAAUCCUGCGUUUUCAACGGACGUAUUGAUAAAGGAUUACGAAAUGUUCAUUAAUAACAGAAGAGAGAGAAUGAUAUGGAGAGGUUCCACAGUUUUCGAUCCGGCACGGUUGAAGCUCAGCGAGAACACCAAUCAACCCCCUGCUAACUAUGGUAUCACUACUGCGGCAAUGCAGCUGAAAAACACACCUACUAAUAUCAGAGGUCCGCCGCAUUAUUCCCAAAAAUUAGCUCUCCCGAAUAGUGCUGCAAGAACAUCAUCAGAUCCGAGUGCACUUACUGCGAGGAACAUGGCACCCAACUACGGGCUUGCAAGGAGUAAUUCAAUCGGUGCUCCGAAAAAUUAUGCACCAAAAGCCACAUUGCACAAAGUAACAAAAACCCCACAGGCAUCAUCAUUUGCUCCCAAGGCUGGCGAGGCUAUAAAAUUUAACGAAAAUAAGAGAGAUGUCUCGCCUGAGAAAGUCAUCAACAAAGAAUCCAUCACGAAAGCACCCUUUGCAACAAGCAAUAAUAUGAGUUCCGCUAACAAAAGAACAGGGCGCAGGUCGCGAAGAAAAAUAGUAGCGGACUCAAUCGAUCUUCGUGGAAUGCAAUGCGACUAUGAUAGUUCAGUGAUAAAAGGAGAAGUGGUAGAUUUUAAUGUGAAGCGGGAAGAGCCUGUAUUCGAUAAUGCUUGCAAUAAGACGGCAGGCGAACUGCUACAUGAUUCAAAUGAUUUAAGGAAUGACAGUAGGCCAAUCCUCACAAACGCAAAGUCCUUGGCGGAUUCAAUAUCGAAGCCCGCUGGUAAGAGAAUAAAAAGACCAGACGAUAGUACCAAGAAAAAGGUAAAGUUGGAGCCUCUAAGCAGCAGACCAGACAUCAUGUCGCGCCUUUCACAGGCUAAAAAGAGGGCAGAUGAAUCAAAGGACACUGUAAUCAUCAUCGAUUAA